AUAAACUAAACCAAUCAUAGUUUUGAGCUCCAUCCUCUUGGCUCCUCUACUCUCUGUUAUAAAUCGUAAUAGAACGCGAAUCCUCAAUACUGAUUGGCUUUUAAUAUUUCUUUAUUUUUCUUUUAAUUUAUUUGUGUCUAAAUUUGAUCAUCUAUUUACUAUUGUUUGUGUCUCACCUUUAACAAUUUGACUGUUUAGCUUUUCCUUACAGUUGCUUCCCAUAGAAUCUUCUUUGAUGCCAUCAUCUGAUCAUUCAUCAACACCCAAUACAACUUCGCCUUCAAUGGAACAACGAAAAGGAGACUUUAGUGUAUAUGCUGUCCAAACAAGACCCAAACUUGUCGCAGAGAAGCCUGGUCUUAGUGAAGACGAACUGCAAAAAAUGUUAGAAGCUCGAUGGAAUAAUCUGUCAGAUGAUCAGAAGGCAGAAUAUUUUGCUCGUGAAACUAAUGGUACAGACAAGACGUCUGCUGUAAAAUCACCGGUUAAACAAGAAGCAGCGGCUCCUCGAGGACGAAGGCGUAGUAGUGAAUUAAGAUUGAAUUUUGAAAAUGGUGAUGCCUCGAAAUUUCGUGAAUUGACGAAGAAAGAUGCUGCAACCCAGUUAGCAGCUGAAUUAGACAAAUUGUUAGCCCCUGUGCCUUGUGAUCAAAGACCACAAUUAGAAGAGGAUUUUUGUGGUUUUAACAAAUUAUUCAAAAAAUUUAUAGAUGGAACAGGCCCUUCCUUAGUAUGGGACAAGAUAGAGCCUCUGCAAUCUGAUGCAAUAAUCAAUUAUGAUUCCCUUUCAUCACCAACUGUUGAUGAAAUUCGUACCUUGUUAACGAAAUUGGUUGUUGUUAAAUUAAAUGGUGGUCUUGGGACAUCAAUGGGUUGUGUUGGACCCAAAUCAUUGAUACCAGUUCGCAACGAGUUGACUUUUCUCGAUCUUACAGUACAAAACAUUGAACAAUUAAACAAGGCUUAUGGUGUUGAUGUACCUUUGGUUUUGAUGAAUUCUUUCAAUACAGAUGCAGAUACUCAAAAAGUAUCCAGAAAAUAUCGAGGUUGUAAAGUUUCAAUAUACACCUUUCUGCAAAGUCGAUAUCCUCGGUUGAACAAAGAAACAUUACUUCCUAUUGCAACGUCCAUAGACAGUGAUCCAGAAGAUUGGUAUCCACCAGGUCAUGGUGAUUUUUAUGAAAGCUUUGCCAAAUCGGGUUUACUUGCUGAUUUUCUUGCUGAAGGUAGAGAAUAUGUUUUUAUUUCUAACAUUGAUAAUCUUGGAGCCACAGUUGACUUGAAUAUAUUGAAAUUUUUGUUGGAUGCUAAACGAGUAAAUAGACCAUCAUUUUUGAUGGAAGUAACGGACAAAACUCAGGCUGACGUAAAGGGUGGAACCUUGAUUCAAUAUGAGGGUAAAUUAAGGUUAUUGGAAAUUGCUCAGGUUCCCAAGGAACAUGUGGAUGAAUUUAAAUCGGUGAAAAAAUUUAAAAUCUUCAAUACCAAUAACUUAUGGGUUAGUCUGGAAUCAAUUGAUGGUUUACUAAAAUCUGAUGGAAUUAACAUGGAAAUUAUUGUCAAUCCUAAAAGUUUGGAGAAUGGUUUAAAUGUAAUCCAAUUAGAAACUGCUGCUGGUGCAGCAAUGAAAGACUUUGAAAAUCCAGUUGGAAUUAAUGUGCCCCGUUCUCGAUUUUUACCGGUCAAAAAGACUCAAGAUUUACUUUUAGUGAUGUCCAAUUUGUAUUCACUUAAUCAAGGUUGCCUCAAAGUGAAUCCAGCUCGACCUUUCCCAACUGUUCCUCUAGUUAAAUUAGGUGAUGCUCAUUUUGCCAAAGUUCGAGACUUUUUAUCUCGAUUCGCUUCAAUACCCGAUAUGCUAGAGCUUAAUCAUUUAACAGUUUCUGGAGAUGUUACUUUUGGACGAGGCGUCAAGCUUCAAGGAACAGUUAUUAUUAUUGCAAAUCACGGAGAUAGAAUAGAUAUUCCUGCCGGUUCAGUCCUUGAAAAUAAAAUUGUUUCAGGUAAUCUUAGAAUUUUAGAUCACUGAGAUUAAUCAGUGAAAUGCAAGUUGAUUAUAAUCUAUUGUUUUGGAUCUGAUAGUUUUUUGCUGUUUUAAAUUAUUGUAUUAUUAACGUGUCCUAUUAUCUAAUUAUUGUUAAUGUUCAUCCCCUAAAAAUUUUAAAUUAAAGUAAUAUUUAGUAUUAAAAUU
This is a messenger RNA of Tetranychus urticae (two-spotted spider mite), 2191 nucleotides long. RefSeq names its product UTP--glucose-1-phosphate uridylyltransferase. The record is from RefSeq and is a predicted model, not a curated record. Lineage: Eukaryota; Metazoa; Arthropoda; Arachnida; Trombidiformes; Tetranychidae. Gene Ontology annotation, biological process: UDP-alpha-D-glucose metabolic process. Gene Ontology annotation, molecular function: UTP:glucose-1-phosphate uridylyltransferase activity.